AUGCCAGAAAGCCACAGACUGGGAAUCGCGACGGUGUCGCUAGGUUGGCAUCCAUCUCACACACUCCAACGAAAACUAGAUGCCAUAUCAAAACAAGGGUAUGAAGGGGUUGAGAUAUAUCAUCCCGACUUGGUCACCUUCGCGGAGCAACACUCUUUGACGCAUUUGGAAGCAGCAUCAAAGAUCGGUGUGAUGUGCAGAGAAAGAAAUAUCUCGAUCAUAGCGCUCCAGCCACUGUUUAACUUUGCAGGCGUCCUCACAUCGUUUGAGACUCGACUCAAGUCGGCCCGCGAAUAUGUCGCUCUGGCUCGAGCUAUGGGGACAAAGAUGAUCCAAGUUCCAACAACGUAUGAAAUGAACUCAACGGGUGACGAGGACCUUAUUGUGGCAGAGCUCUCCGCGCUCGCGGAUUUGGGAAGAGAAUCAACAGAAUCCGGUGAGGAAGAGAUAUUCUUCGCGUUUGAAGCACUGGCAUGGGGUGUGCACCAUGCACUGAUGGACGAUGCGAUUCGAAUCGUCAAGCUCGUCAAUCGUCCCAACUUUGGUCUCUGUCUCGACACCUACCACGUUAUCGCCAGGGUUUGGGCAGACCCGCAUGCGGCGUCUGGCACGGGCACAGGUAUCGCUCCAGGAGGCUAUGCGGCGCUCAAGUCAACUCUCGACCGGUUCAUGGAGCAGUGUCCUGUGGAAAAGAUAUUUUAUCUCCAGCUCAGUGACGCCGAGAGGCUGGAGCAACCACUUGGUCCGGGUCAUCAGGCGUACAAAGCCGAGUGGGCCCAUUGGGAUGCCACGAUGCAUUGGUGCGUCUGGGGAAGAUUAUUUCCCUAUGAGACCGAGUAUGGUGCCUAUUUCCCACUAGACGAUAUCCUGCGACUUUGGCUUGUGGAAAUGGGGUGGAAAGGCUGGGUGAGUAUGGAGAUGUUCCAUCGGGAUGAGGACAAGGAGUCGGUUGGCCCCGAACUCCUCGCAGAAAGAGGAUAUCAGUCGUGGCAGAAGAUCAAAGAUCGUUUUGCUUUGCAGUGA
Messenger RNA from Fonsecaea multimorphosa CBS 102226, 1023 nucleotides. RefSeq lists its product as uncharacterized. The coding region runs from base 1 to 1023 and encodes 340 amino acids. The transcript has a single exon. The record is from RefSeq and is a predicted model, not a curated record. Lineage: Eukaryota; Fungi; Ascomycota; Eurotiomycetes; Chaetothyriales; Herpotrichiellaceae.